Molecule: messenger RNA, 1272 nt
Organism: Aphanomyces invadans
Lineage: Eukaryota; Oomycota; Saprolegniomycetes; Saprolegniales; Verrucalvaceae
Exons: 3
Coding region: 26-1087 (353 amino acids)
Source: RefSeq, a predicted model, not a curated record
CGGGCACCUUUACCGACACAAGAACAUGACGACCGAGAGGAGGCACGCGCCGAGGUGGAUGUGGAAGGUCGUCGCUGUGUGCAUAGCGUCAGGAAUGGUGGGUUACUUUCUACCGCUCUUGCUGACGGAGUCACCGGAACAGAGACGCGCGACCCUCGUCACCACACAGACGGUUCUGCUGCAGCGAGAGCACACGAUUCGUCAAAAAUUUAACGCCCUCAAGGCGGACGUUGCGGCGUUUGAGGCGGCAGUCGGCGAUAUCUGGAAAGUUGCAGCGCUGCGCAAGCUGCGAGAGGAUCACAUGCUGCGAGAGAGCGAUGAGCAUGUGGACGCGAUCAAGAAGGUGAUGGUGGAACGAAGAGCGGAUAUGGAAUCCCUGCUCGUCGACACUACUCGCAGCAUCCGGGACGCAAUUAGCAUGCUUCGCGAUCGAACUGUGUGCCCUUCAACCGAACACCCUUCUCAGCUAGAUAAUCUGGGCAAGGUACCCAACCGCAUCGUGACCGUCGACAGCCCUGAUGCCGACCCACCGUCCGGGGACACCACAACGACCAGCGCAACGACAGACGUUUCCUCAUCGGCGCAUGCCAAAGCAGCUCAUCCUCAAGUCACGAUUAUUGCUCCACCCACUCCCUCGCGCGAGAAGCAGACCGCGACUCCAUCAAGCCCGUCGCAACGACCGCCAACCAGUCGACCAAAAGCAGAAUCAUCCCCCUCGCGACCACCCCGCGAAUUCCCCAUCACAUUCCUUCAAGCGGCGAUGGUUUUCUUCGCAGCCCUGGUAACUCUCGUGGCAUUUAGCCUCAUCAGUGAGUUCCACCGGCGUGGCGGCGACCACGACUAUUCGAUUGAGGGGUUCUUCUCGCCUCCACGAAAGAAGCAUCCACCCGUCGAUGCGGCACCGCACCCCGUGGCCCCGCCGCGCACGGACAAGGCAACCUCGGCCAUGGACAACUUUCUCGCUGCGUCCGGCAGCUACUACGCCAUGCAGCUUCCACACGAGGAAAGUGGUCUGAUGGAAGCAACUCCCGUGCGGCGAUCGCGGCGAUUGAAUCGGUCUGCGGGUGUGCCACCGACGCACGUUUGAGAUCGCGGCUUCGAUCCGACAGACUCUUUGUCGUCGUGCCAUCCAGUCCACGGAUUCCGACUGAAAACGCAAAAGCGCCGCCCGACAACGUCGGCUCCAUGACUCGGUCCGUCAUGGUCAUCUACCCUCGGAGUAGUCCCAUAUAACAUGCUGGAAAUGAGAUAACGGACUCGAGUGCGACACAA